Messenger RNA from Saccostrea echinata, 1150 nucleotides. RefSeq lists its product as uncharacterized. Gene Ontology annotation, molecular function: protein folding chaperone. The record is from RefSeq and is a predicted model, not a curated record. The transcript has a single exon. The coding region runs from base 152 to 868 and encodes 238 amino acids. NCBI's taxonomy places the organism in Eukaryota, Metazoa, Mollusca, Bivalvia, Ostreida, Ostreidae. Gene Ontology annotation, biological process: response to heat; protein refolding.
ACAACGCGAUCAAUGAACUUUCCAGAACUGCUUUGUCCCGAGUUAUCGUUUCUUAUAUAAAAGGGUGGUCAUACUGACGCUUGUAAUACCUUGUGGUUUGUAGCAUCUAUUUCUUUUUGUUUGUACCGGUGAUUAGAAAUAGACUGAAAAUAUGGAUUUCAUGCCGAUUUCCUAUCGUCCAAUGUCUGCACAACAGCAGUCUGGUUCUUUUCGGGACCUGCUUAGGCAUAUGAUGCAUGAAGAGUUGACCGGAGUACCCCAAACUCAACAGCACCCUGCUUUGCACCACAGACGUCGUGAGAUACCCGAAAAAUGGAGCAAAACUAUCCGCUUGGACCACUACCACCCCGACGAAGUGAAAGUGGUCGUAAAGGAUGGUACUGUUAGGAUCCAUGCAAAACACCUUGGUGGGGAUGAGCUUAAUAGCGAUGUCCGCGAAUCUACCCGUACCAUAAGAAUCCCCGAGGGAGUAGAUCAAAGUAAGGUCCAUUGUUAUAUGAGCAAUGAGAAUCAUUACACGGUAGAGGGACCCAUGCUUCCUAAUGAAGACGAUGAGGUUGAUAUUAAAUUGGAGGAUGUACCCGCCAUUACUGAUGGGAGUGAGGUGGACAUGCAGGUUGCAGAGCAGGGACCGUACCAAGAGAAUUUAGAUCUAUCCGUGUUUGAUCCCAAAAAUAUUAACAUUACUCGUAAAAAGAAUGUCGUCUGUAUUUCUGCGAAUGAGUCUCGUGAUGAGGACGGGAUUAAAGUGCACAGGUCAUUCUGCAAGGAGUUCACUCUUCCCGAGGGUGUCGACUACAAACAGGUCAAGGCUGCCCGUGGAAAAGACGGGAAGGUCGCAAUCAUGGCGCCCAAAUUGGAGAGUUAAUUCGUGGAAUUCUGAAAAGCUUACCACUGCAGUGAUGAGCUGAUUCAUGAAUAAAAAUUGUCAUAAUUUUGCGUAUUCUUAAUUGAAUUUACACACUGCUUACAUUCUUGCAAUUUUAAUUGCUUUGCAUAAAUAUUAUUGUUUGCUAUUUGCUUUAAAGAACUUUUAGCCUUAUAAUGAUGAAUUAAUUAUAUGUGGUGGAUAAGAAAUUUUGUAAAUAAAUUGUUUUACUUGCUAUUCAUUCCAUGUUAAGUUAUGCAGAUUAAAAAAGGAAAGAUCGAA